Pelodiscus sinensis (Chinese soft-shelled turtle) is the source of this 1541-nucleotide messenger RNA. It is a transcript of the gene ANXA10, whose product is annotated as annexin A10. Gene Ontology annotation, molecular function: calcium ion binding; calcium-dependent phospholipid binding; phosphatidylserine binding. Gene Ontology annotation, cellular component: cytoplasm; plasma membrane; nucleus. The record is from RefSeq and is a predicted model, not a curated record. NCBI's taxonomy places the organism in Eukaryota, Metazoa, Chordata, Testudines, Trionychidae.
CAAAUGUGAUUGGUAGAAGAGUAUCAGUUUGAUUGGGUGGUUCCAGUCAGUCCUCUUCAAAGUAAUAAGCAUUACUUAUAGCAAUUUUAAGUAUUGUGAAUCCUACUUUGAGCUCUGCUGAACUUGAAGACUUACACCAAAAUGUAUUGUGGAGGUUAUCAAAUGCAAGGAACAAUCUUCCCAGCUCCAAAUUUCAACCCAGUUAUGGAUGCUCAGGUACUAGGGGGAGCCCUACAAGGAAUAGGUUGUGAAAAGGACUUGUUGAUUGAUAUUCUAACAAAGCGUUGCAACGCACAAAGACUUAUGAUUGCAGAAGCUUACAGGGACAUGUAUGGCAGGGAUUUGAUUAUGGACCUGAAAGAGAAUCUCUCUCAUCAUUUCAAAGACGUUAUGGUAGACCUGAUGUAUCCACCUGCAUCCUAUGAUGCCCAUGAGCUCUGGCACGCCAUGAAGGGAGCAGACAUGGAAGAGAACUGUCUAAUUGAUAUAUUAGCCUCAAGAUCUAAUGGGGAGAUAUUCCAAAUGAAAGAAGCCUACUUAAUGCAAUAUAACAAUGAUCUUCAACAAGACAUUUAUUCUGAGACUUCGGGCCAUUUCAGAGACACACUUAUGAACCUUGCUCAGGGAACACGGGAGGAAGGGUAUGCAGAUCCUGCCAUGGCUGCUCAGGAUGCAAUGGUCCUAUGGGAAGCAUGUCAGCAGAAAACGGGGGAACACAAAAAUAUGCUGCAAAUGAUCCUAUGUAACAAGAGUUACCAGCAGUUAUGGAUGGUUUUUCAGGAGUUCCAGAAUGUCUCUGGACAAGAUAUAGUGGAUGCUAUUAAUGAAUGUUAUGAUGGAUACUUGCAAGAACUACUGGUAGCAAUAGUUCUUUGUGUUCGAGAUAAGCCUUCCUAUUUUGCGUAUAGGCUCUACAAUGCAAUCCAUGAGUUUGGUUUUCAUAAUAAAACUAUUAUCAGGAUUCUGAUUUCCAGAAGUGAAAUAGAUCUGAUGAAUAUAAGACAACGAUACAAAGAGAGAUACGGGAAGUCUCUGUUUCAUGAUAUCAAACAUUUUGCUUCAGGACAUUAUGAGACAGCUUUACUUGCCAUCUGUGCUGGUGAUGCUGAAGAUUAUUAAAGGAAGAAGAUAAUUAAUUUAGAAAGCUAUAUGAAUCCAUUUUAGUAGAAAUCCAAGGCAUGCAUAUUUUUCUGUAACAAUCGAUUAAUCCUGCGCUAUAUAAAAAGUGGACCAAUCAAUGCUAGCUAUUAUCUACUUUUAAAUCUUUUUUGAAAACAAGACAUGUACAAACUUGUCUGAUGAGGAAAGUGGUUUUCUCCAAACUUGUGAAGAAAUUCUGUUGCUGUGAACUGCAUUAUGUAAUGUAAAAUGAAUACAAUUCUAUUGAACUAAAUUUAUGCAUACUAUUUUGCUUUAUGAUGGGGAUUACAGACUCCACACUAAGGUUAAGGGAAUGAUGAAACAGUAUUGGAACAAGAAGACCCUGUGCCUCUGCAGCUGCAAAGCAUGCUUCAAAUGGAGGACCUGUUUAAAAGAUGACA